Anas platyrhynchos (mallard) is the source of this 5062-nucleotide messenger RNA. It is a transcript of the gene CABLES1, whose product is annotated as Cdk5 and Abl enzyme substrate 1. Gene Ontology annotation, cellular component: cytosol. Lineage: Eukaryota; Metazoa; Chordata; Aves; Anseriformes; Anatidae. The record is from RefSeq and is a predicted model, not a curated record. Gene Ontology annotation, biological process: regulation of cell cycle; nervous system development.
UCCUCCCUCCUCCUCCUCCUGCGGGCUGCUGGCCGGGCUUUUGUUGUGCUGGGCUCCCCGCUCCGCACGUGAGAGCCGCGGCAGCCCCAUGCGGCCCUCGGGGGCGGCCCCGCCGCCGGCCCGCCGGCAGCCUCGCCCCGCCGCCCGCCCGCUGCCCUAGCGGCGAGCCCGGCACCGCCAGCGGCACCGCCAGCGGCACCCAGCCGAGCCGAGGCGAGCCGAGCUCCGUGCGGCGGGGCAGGGCAGGGCAGGGCAGGGAGGCGGGCGGCCGGCACAGCCCCACGCCAUGGCGGCGGCCGCCGCCAGCCCCGGCAGCCCCGCCGGAGCCCUGCCAGCCCCGCCGCCGGAGCCCUGCCCCAGGAAGGGGCCGCUGCCAGCGGGGACGGCACCGGCACCGGCAGCGGGACCAGCACCGGGAGCGGGGCUGGCGGCGGUGCCGCCGCGCAGCGACCCCCGGCGCAGGCAGGCCGCGCUGUCCUUCCUCACCAGCAUCUCCCUGGACGGGCGGCCCCCGCCGCCCCCUCCGGCCGACGGCCCCGCCGCCAGGCUCCGCCAGGCUCCGCCGCAGCCCCCCCCGCGGCUGGGCAGCCCCCCGGCCGCGCCCGCUGAGCCCCCCCGGCCCCGCGGCGGGGCGGAGGAGGAGGAGGAGGAGGAGGAGGAAGGCGGCGGCGGGGAGGACGAGGAGCAGCAGCAGCAGCAGGAGGAGGAAGAGGAGGAGGAGGAGGAGGACGCCUUCGCCGCCGUGCAGGUGCCGGCUGCCGCCUUCCUGGGCGCCGCGGCGGCGGCGGGGGGGAGCCGCGGCCGCCUCAACUCCUUCACGGCCGGGGUGCUGCCCGUGCCCUUCGGCCGCCACAGCCCCCAGGGAGGAGGAGGAGGAGGAGGAGGAGGAGGGGGCUGCGAGCUGGGGCAGCCCGGCCCCGCCGCCGCCUUCGAGCUGCAGCGCUCCCGACGGCGGCUGAUCUCCCAGCGAUCUUCUCUGGAGACUUUGGAGGACAUUGAGGAAAAUGCCCCGCUAAGGAGAUGUCGGACUCUCUCAGGAUCACCCAGACCAAAGAACUUUAAGAAGGUCCAUUUUAUCAAGAACAUGCGGCAGCACGACACCAGAAACGGCAGAAUAGUCCUUAUCAGCAGCAGAAGAUCCUUCUGUAGCAUAUUUUCAGUGCUGCCAUAUCGAGACUGUACCCAAGUCGGGGAUAUGAAGUUGGAUGGUGGGCGCCAGUGCCAUUCUGCUGGAGUGUGUCUGAAGGAGAUCAUCGGUCUUGAAGGAGUGGAGCUCGGAGCAGACGGCAAGACGGUUUCAUACACACAGUUCCUAUUUCCAACCAAUGCUCUGGGAACUCGGAGGAACACAAUAGACUCCACCUCAUCCUUCUCCCAAUUUCGCAAUGCAAGCCAUCGUAGCCUUUCUCUGGCAAGAGCUAACAGCACCCAGGGGAGCAUUGAUGCAGGCAGUGACCUGGGAGACUACGUGGAAUAUGACCCCAAUCUUUUAGAUGAUCCCCAGUGGCCAUGUGGCAAACACAAGCGGGUUUUAAUAUUUCCUUCGUAUAUGACCACAGUCAUAGACUACGUGAAGCCAUCAGAUCUGAAGAAGGACAUGAACGAGACCUUUAAGGAGAAGUUCCCUCACAUCAAGUUAACCCUCAGUAAAAUAAGAAGCUUGAAGAGAGAGAUGCGCAAGCUUGCUCAAGAAGAAUGUGGUUUUGAAGAGCCCACGGUAGCCAUGGCCUUUGUCUACUUUGAGAAGCUCGCUCUCAAGGGGAAGCUGAACAAGCAGAAUAGAAAGCUUUGUGCUGGAGCCUGUGUUCUUUUAGCAGCCAAAAUUGGCAGUGACCUCAGAAAACACGAAGUCAAACAUCUUAUAGAUAAACUGGAAGAGAAGUUUCGGCUGAACAGGCGAGAGCUGAUCGCCUUCGAAUUCCCAGUGCUGGUGGCCUUGGAGUUUGCUCUCCACCUUCCUGAGCACGAAGUGAUGCCACACUACAGACGCUUGAUCCAGAGCUCCUAGCACUGGCUGCCCUCCUGGGAAGGGGCUCUGGACUGUUCCCACUCGGCUCUCUUGAGCUGCAGUUACUACUGGAAAUGCAAAAUCAGACUCCUAACACUUCACUCUCUCCCUUUCCAAACCAGUUUUUCCAGCGACUGAUAGGAGACACUGUGUUGACGUAAGACUCUCAGCUUUGACAAAUUGACGUGUCGUUACUUUCUCAGAGCAGGUAGGGACUGAGAUGUUGGUACACGGUGAACGUGCUGAAACUGGGUGGCAACUGACCCUGCCUGCGGGGACUACAGACAUAAAAGUUACCUGUCAUCAGUCAGACAGAGAUACGAAGGGCGUCCUUCAUUACCACCCCUCCCUCAAUCACACAAACCCCGAAAGCCCACGUGAGUGCAUUCUCAUAGCGCUUUUUCUACAGACCUGCUGCAACUUACAAAAGGACUCCCUGACGUUGUGAAAAAGCUUUUCAAAGAGGAUAUCUUCACUGUGUCAAAAAAAAAAAAAAGAAUGUGCCAAUCUAUUUUUGUAUCAGCAAUUGAAAGUGCACUUUUUCCUGUGGGGUGUUUGUGUGUGUAUCCAUGUGUGUGUGCGUGCGUGCCACUGGCCUGAUCUCGGUGCAGGUGGUUGGCUCAGCGUGGAUCAGUUACUGAUGGCGAAGAUCAAGGCGACCUUCCGUGUUUACUUCUUGAAAAACAUAACUACUGGAAAAGUGGUAAAUGGGAUCAUUUUUGGACAUUUUUGUUUUGUUUUGUUUUGGUUUUUAUUGUUUUAAUUCUCUGAUCUUUCCAACAUUUUACCUUUGAAAGGAUGACACUACUAUUACGAGAGAAGGAUCAGCAACUGACCAUAAGUUUUCAGUCGUGUUUGUGAUAAAGACGAAAGCAUUAGUAUGAGAUUUCCAUGUCAUGUUUUUUAAAAAAUAUCUUGUGUUAAGCCACAUGCAUAUUUUUAACCUUCGCACUUUUCCCACUGUGGAGAUGGUUAGACUUGCACUCUGUAGUGUUGUAUUUCUGUGCUCUAUGUUAGAGUGCGUAAUAAGCACAUUUAUUGUGCUGUAUCUUAAAACAGUGUUUUAUUAAAAAAAAAAAAAAAAAAAGUAGGGCUCAGCAGUAUAACAGGUGUCUUAAGGCUCCAACAGCAGGGGCAUCAGCUGUUCAAGUUUUGGUUUUUAACGAGAAUUGACUGUGCAAAACCUAAAAACCCGUGCCCAUUCGAGUUAAAGGUCCAGUUCCUUUAGACAUUUCAAUACUGGAGUUUUACAGGAAAACUUCUUGCAGCUUCCGUGGCUCCGACGGGACACCCAGAAAGCCAGGGGAGCUUCAGCCAAGCUCCCCGAUGCCACGUGCACCCCGUGCUCGCGCCGCGCUGACGGACACCGUCCUGUCAUUGUUGCGCGGUGGGGUUACGCCUGCCUCCAACCUCCUCUUGUGCAGAUUCACUCAGUAACAAGCCUUGCCCUCAACAUGCCCCGCACGGAUCCAGUGAAGUCAGAUGCUUACACUGAUGGUAUUGAAACAAACAAACAAAAAAAUCUCAAGCAGGAGAUUUUUAGCUGAAGCCUUACCUCUCUAAGUCUGGGAGUGCUUGCUCAGAGUAUGGAAAGGGCUUGUGAGCAGAGCGUAGAGAAGUGGGACAUAGCAGAGGAUGUAAACACACUAAUGCUUACUUUCUUUCGCUUUUACUUUUAACCGGUUUUAUUAUUUCCUUCAGUUAGGCCAGGAAACAUCCAGUUUCUUUACCAGUUUUGACUCCUUUAAAUUCUAGUAUGAAAAACGCCUGCAUAUGAAUACUCUAUAGGAUCUGGAAAGGUUGUACGAAACGUGUCAGGACAAACGGGAAUUCGCUUGAUGCUGUUGCUCUCCCUCCAUUUUAAGGGGGAGGGCCACUGGGCUGGCUUACAGUUAUUGCUAACACUUGCCUAAUUAUGAUCAGAUACAUUCCAACAGGAUUGGGGGGGGUGGCCAAAGAGAGAAGCGUGCACCUCCCGCCCCGGUGCAACUCCCCAGGCUGCUGCAAUCCCUGCGUCGCUCCUGCUCCCUGCUGCCUCCCUCCCCGGCAGCCCCGGAGGAGAAGGGCCCAGAGCCUGCAGUGCUCAGCACCUACAGCUGCCCCUCGGCUGAUUCAGCCCCGGGCAGUGGUGUAGCUGGCUGGGCUGCAAAGCAAAACCGUCAGCGGCUCUGCUACGAGGCCCUCCCACCCCUGGCUGCAUCCCUCCCCACCAAAAUCAUGUAUAUACAUUCAAGAUUUGCUUCUGAUGGCAGAGAUCUGUUCCUAAGAGCGACCACUCGAAGCUAAGUGGAAGCUUUACCUUUCUGUAAAGGCUUCCGCGUUUUGCUUUUGAGUCUCGAUUUUUUAUUUUUUUUUUUAUGUUGCUUUAUAGUAUUGCAGGGAAAAAAAACAAAAAAAAACACAAAUUGUGAUUGCAAGAUACAGACUAAAGAAUGACAGUCUUACAGUAGUCUUUAGAGACGCUAUUGAAUCAUGCUGUCACCUCUUUUGUCUUCUGUGCUGCUACCCGACCCUGAGCUACAGUUUACACGGAUUUCUGGGAGGAAAUCUGCUUGCUGGAGACUUUCUGCUUUUUGGUUUCGUCAUUUUGGGGGCGGGAAAGGGUUUGGGAGUGCUGUUGAGUUACAGUUUGAAUGUGGAAUGAACACUUCAGAUGGUGAUGAUGUUGCACUGUUCACUUAGGGAACGUAUAUAAAGCCAUACGAUGCUAGAUCUCAAAGCACAAAGCUGGGUCAGUACAAUUGUGGUUAGGACAAUGGGCAGCAUUUGCCCCCCCUUUCUCCCCAACCCUUGGAAAAUUCAGGCUGAAGCGACAGAAGAAAUCUGUACUAAACAACAACAAAAAAAAUUGAUUGUUUGCCUUUGUCUUACAUGGUAAUGAGUGUUGAUUUACAGAUGAUUUUAGGUUCAACUUUCAAUAGUGUGGGAAAUGAUCCAUUCCAUAUCACUUGUUCUGUUUGGAAAUUAUCUACCAUACACUCUACCAUGCAGAGUUUUUUUCCUUUUUCUAAAAAAAAAAUAAAAAAUAAUAAAAGUUUUAAAAAAAUUUGAAAA